Panicum virgatum (switchgrass) is the source of this 2027-nucleotide messenger RNA. RefSeq names its product RING-H2 finger protein ATL46-like. The transcript has a single exon. The record is from RefSeq and is a predicted model, not a curated record. Lineage: Eukaryota; Viridiplantae; Streptophyta; Magnoliopsida; Poales; Poaceae. Bases 562 to 1758 code for a protein of 398 amino acids.
GCGCGUGCCACCGCCCCGAGCUACAGCGGCUACGGGUCCUUGUUUUUCCCCAUGGAUUGGGCACCGAGACCUGUGAAAGGCAGCGGGCGAAAGCGACGCGCCCCGCGUCCACCACCCACCCGAAGCCAAAAGCCACGCUCUCGGCUCUCGCCACCGCCGCUUCCUCCGCGGCCACCCGCCCCUUUCCCUUCCCUCCCCUGCACGGCCGUGUCCGCCGUCACCACCGGCCCCCGUCGCCACCGCUGUCAGCUCGGCGGAGCGGCCGUCCUCCUCGAAUUCGCGCGUCACCUCGCUGCUUCCCCUUCUCCGCGGCCAUCCCGCUGCUGCUGCCGUCUGCCCACGCAGUUUGGUCUCUAGUGCUUGGAGCCUUCUCGGUUGCACCAAAUUUGGCCUUUUUAGGCGGGGAGCGCCGAUCUUUUCAGCUACAGAUUUGUUUCCUUGCAGUGUUUGUGCUACAGAUUUGCUGCAUCUGGGGCUCGGACGAUUACCGCUGAGCCAUCCUCCCCGAUCCGAUCAGAUGAGCUGUGGGUGUCUCCUCCACCCAAUCCGAAAUUGCAGGAGAUGGUUGUAACAGUAGCUUCGUCCCAAUCUCCUUCCACGCCGCUAUCCGCUUUCCCGUAUCCUUUGCCCAGCCUCCGCGGCUUCAUCAGGGAUGCGCCGCCAUACAACACUCAGUCCCCACCGCAGGUGCAGACGGCUAGUGUCGGCGGCGGCGGCAACGGGAAGAUCAGCCCUGCGGUGCUGUUCAUCAUAGUGAUUCUUGCGGUCAUCUUCUUCAUCUCCGGGCUGCUCCACCUCCUCGUGAGGCUGCUGAUAAAGAAGCAGCACGGCCGUGGUGCCGCCACGGGGGAGUCUGUUGCGUCGCCGCACCGGACAGGCGCGCGGGACGCGGCGAUGGACCGGCAGCUGCAGCAGCUGUUCCAUCUGCACGACUCGGGGCUCGAUCAGGCCUUCAUUGAUGCGCUGCCCGUGUUCGCGUACCGCGAAAUCAUUGGUGGCAACAAGGAGCCGUUCGACUGUGCAGUGUGUUUGUGCGAGUUUGAUGGGGAGGACAGGCUCAGGCUAUUGCCGGUGUGCGGACACGCCUUCCACCUGCAGUGCAUAGAUACAUGGCUACUGUCCAAUUCAACAUGCCCGCUUUGCCGUGGUACACUCUUUAUUCCUGGGAUGACGAUAGAGAACCUGUUGUUUGAUUUUGACGAGAGGUUGGAGGAGGAGCCUCUACCUGAGGAGUGUGAGGAUGGAUCGCAAGUUUCCAGGCAGAAAUCCAUUGAUGAGGAGCAGCUAGUGACCGAGAAGAGGGUCUAUCCGGUAAGGCUUGGGAAGUUCAAGAAUGUUGGAAACCAGGGUGCGGUCGACGGUGUUGGCAAUGUCAAUGCAGCCGGUAUAGUGAGCAAGGAGCCUGGGGAAAGUAGCAGUUGCAGCUUGGAUGCAAGGAGAUGUUUCUCUAUGGGCACUUACCAAUAUGUUCUUGGGGCUUCUGAACUUCGAGUAGCUCUCCAGCCAGGUCGCAGCAGAAAUGGUGCAAGCAGCAGAUUUAAAGGAAGAGGUUCUGCUGGCUUAAGUUCUGCAAAUGCUGACAUUAUGGAGGGCAAGAGGAUUUGUGCGAGGAGCAAAGGCGAGAGCUUCUCUGUGUCGAAGAUUUGGCAGUGGUCUAGUGUGAAGGGCAAGCUGCCAGCUCCUCCAGACACUUGCUCAGAUACUGGGACCCUACCAUGGAUGAAAAGAAAUGCUGCUGGAGAUAAGUUAAAUAUGUGACUCUGUCUAUAGUCCUAUGGUUUUUUUCCCGCCUGAUGUUAGCUGCUAAAUUGUUUAGCUCUAGCUAUUUCAUCUGAUUUAGGGUGUCUCAGCGCUCAUCAAAACGAUCAUUCUCAUCAAGGGAUAAUUUUUGACAGGCUUGCUAUAUUGCACAUAAUUGUUUGUGAUUGUCCACAAUGGUGUGUCUGUGUUAUCAUGUUGUUGGUAUUCCAAAAAUUCCAUUCAGAAGGCUAAACAUAUCACCAUAUAUGAACUAUCAAUUUAUACUC